GGGAUGUGUUCAUAGAUGGUUCUGGUAGAGAUUGUGACAGGGUGUUUCUAUAGGCAUGCCAACCUGGUUCUCUUGGGGUUGGGGUUGAAACGAACUUCUCCCUCAAGGCAGCUGCGAAAAAACCUUGGCCGUUUCUUGUGGCGAUCAUAAAGAUGCUGAACUGCUGCUACUACUGCUCGUUCUGUCAGUCGUGACUACUGUUCUGUCAGAAACAAAAUAUUGCUGUGCUCUCGUCGGGGAAUGAACUUUCGCGGCUCAGGCACACAAUUGGAGACGAUGUCUGAAGAACCAAUCGACUCGACCCAGAGCACCACUAAUCGCAACGACUCGACUCAGGAAUCCCCAAAGAAGGAGACUACACCGGACUCUCCGGUCAAGAACGAAAAGCGUGCCCGGAAAACCCUGCUGAAGAAAGGAAACGCUGCAGAGAAGAUGGCCAAUGCGCAAAGCCCUGCUCAGAAAGAAGCGGCCAAGGAGUCCCAAAUGCACGAGACAUUUCACGACGCUAGCACCGGAUCUCCAAGUGAUGCUCAGAAAGACGAGGCCCUUGCAAAAGAGACUGGACAACAGACUGAUCACACGGCGGUCCGUAGAAGCACCGAUCUGUCUGGUGUUGAGAACGAAAAGUCCGAGACAAAGGAGCCGGCCAAGCAGGACUUGUUCCCUGGCGAUGAACUGAUUCCCGACGCUGUGAUGGUCUAUGACCAGAAGCGCACGAUCCGCGCACCCGCUCGAGACAUUUUUCCGUGGUUAUUGCAAUUGGGCAGGAACCGCGGUGGCUGGUAUCUGCCAAACAGACUGGAAGGUAUUCUGCCAGCUACUUGGAGGCCUUCGAGGACGAUCGAGCCCAAGUGGCAGAAGCUUACACCAGGGGAGCGGAUUGCAGACUAUGGCUUCACUCGAAAUGACUAUUUCGUCGUGGAUAGAGUGAUUGAGCCUCACACGAUUGUGCUCCGAUCUAAGCGACACGGUUCUCAGUUCACCUGGGCGUUCCUUCUACGUGAACUCCACGAGAGUGAUGAAGCCGCAGAGCCUGCUACAGUCGUUCACCUCAGGUUUCGGGGCGAGCUUACGGCGGAAGGUAUCAGGCGUAAAAUCCUCGUCAAAAGCGGCGAACUCUUGGACAAAGCGAGCGCGGCCCCGAUGCUCGCUGGUUUGGCCGAGCGUUGCGAGCAGCCUGGCCAACUCGAAGCAGGUGACUCGGAGGAGAAGGAGAAGCCACCUCGACGAUCUUUCGCAGGCUUGAGCUCACGGUCGAAGCCCGUUCGUCAGGACUCCUCUGAGUCUCCCAAAGAGGAGAGCAAAUCGAAACGACGAUCUUUCGCUGGCCUGAGCCCAUUCAAUCGAAGCACUCCCAAAGGAGAGGCUGCAGCUACCAAAGGCGAGACUGCACCUGCCAAAGAGACAGAGGUGCCCAAAGAGCAGACUGAGCCGGCGCGCGAGACGGUGGCACAAGCAUGAAGCCGCAUUCGAGACGCCAUGGACAAGCCACUGGCGACUCCUUAGCUUGUGGCUGGCUCGUCGUAUGGACCAAAUGCGGCAAUCUCCACGCCUUCCAUGACAUAGAAGGAGAGUGUGUCUAACAGUGCGGCCCAGUAGCCUGGGCUUUCCUCCUUGUUUUGUUCUUCUCCGCCUGCUGCUUUCUGAGCUAUACCCAUCUUCGCAACUUCUUGCACACUUCUAACGGCGUUGGAGUUCUUGAGUUCAAGUGUGAUCAGGCUGCCGCGGUUGCUUGCAUAGCUAAUUGUGCGUUUGUCCGCAGAGAGGAACAUGGGUCGGGCACAUGGUGUUGUUGCGGUGGUGGAACGCAAUGUUUCGAGUAACAUGGGAAAGAUCGGUGUAUCGUCCGUAGAUCUGGCAAAUGAUGUUUCAGUCACGUCUCAGCUUGGAUGCGAGUCUGUCGAGUGUAUCGGAGGUGAUGUUGA
This is a messenger RNA of Sphaerulina musiva SO2202, 1925 nucleotides long. RefSeq lists its product as uncharacterized. The transcript has a single exon. NCBI's taxonomy places the organism in Eukaryota, Fungi, Ascomycota, Dothideomycetes, Mycosphaerellales, Mycosphaerellaceae. Bases 241 to 1461 code for a protein of 406 amino acids. The record is from RefSeq and is a predicted model, not a curated record.